AUGCCUAUUCCAGCUCCCCACGGUGGCGUAUUACAAGACUUGGUUGCUAGAGAUGCAUCUAUUAAAAAAGAGUUGUUAGAAUCUGUUCCUUCCCUCACCAGUUGGACUUUGACUGAAAGACAAUUAUGUGACUUGGAGUUGUUGUUGUCUGGUGGUUUCUCUCCCUUAGCUGGCUUCUUAAACGAAGAAGAUUACAACUCCGUUGUCUCCGAAUUGAGAUUGUCCUCAGUUACCGAUGAAUCUACCGGUAAGGGAUUGUUGUGGCCAAUUCCUAUCACUUUGGAUGUUGACGCUUCAACUGCUUCCAGUUACAAGGUUGGUGAAAAAAUCGUCUUACGUGACUUGAGAGACGAAACUCCAUUAGCUGUCUUGACUGUCGAAUCUAUUUACAAGCCAAACAAGCAAUUGGAAGCUGAAAAGGUUUUCAGAGGUGACCCAGAGCAUCCAGCCGUCAAAUAUUUGAAUGAAACUGCUGGUGAAUAUUACAUCGGUGGUUCCUUGCAAGGUUUGUCUUAUCCUAAGCACUACGACUAUGUUGAGUUAAGAAAGACCCCAGCCCAAUUGAGAGCUGAAUUCGUUGAUACUUUGAACUGGAAUGAAAAGCAUGUUGUCGCUUUCCAAACUAGAAACCCUAUGCACAGAGCUCACAGAGAGUUGACAGUUAGAGCCGCUAAUGACAUUGGUGAAGAUGGUAGAAUUUUGAUUCACCCUGUUGUUGGUUUAACUAAGCCAGGUGAUAUUGACCACCACACAAGAGUCAAGGUUUACCAACAAAUCUUAAAGAAGUUUCCAGAUGGUUUGGCCUCAUUGUCCUUGUUGCCUUUGGCUAUGAGAAUGGGUGGUGACCGUGAAGCUUUGUGGCACGCUUUAAUUAGAUUGAACCAUGGUGUGGACCACUUUAUUGUUGGUAGAGAUCACGCUGGUCCAGGUAAAAACUCUAAAGGUGUUGACUUUUACGGUCCAUAUGACGCACAAGAAUUGUUAGCUAAUUAUGCAGACGAAUUGGAAGGUAAGAUUAAGAUUGUUCCAUUUAGAAUGGUCACAUACUUACCCGAAGAAGACAGAUAUGCUCCAAUUGAUACCAUUGACUUAUCUACUACUAAAACAGCAAACAUUUCUGGUACUGAAUUGAGACAAAAAUUAAGAGAUGGUUUAGAAAUUCCAGAAUGGUUCUCCUAUCCUGAAGUCGUUCGUAUUUUAAGAGAAACUAACCCUCCUAGAUCAAAGCAAGGUUUUGCUAUCUUAAUUGAUGCUGAAAAGGCCGGUGAAUACUUGUCAUAUGCUUUACAAUCUACUUUAAAUCAAUUCGCUGGUGGCCGUAGAAUUACUAAAGUUAAAGUCGAUGAUCAUGACAGCACCCUUCUUGGUGAAUUAGUCAGGGCUGGUUCAGGAGUCAUUGGUACUUCUGAGACUGAAGAAGCAACAGGCGGUCUUAUUAAGGCUGUUGGAGCUGCUAACGCCUUGAUCAUCAAGUCUGAGGGCGAAGCCAAAAUUGACGACGGUAUCUUUGUUAUUGAUGCCUCUGACUUGAACGUCACUGUUGGUCAGGUUGUUGAAUAUUUGAAAGCACAAGGCUUCUAUUAA
Messenger RNA from Lizanozyma spartinae, 1584 nucleotides. RefSeq names its product sulfate adenylyltransferase (gene MET3). Gene Ontology annotation, molecular function: sulfate adenylyltransferase (ATP) activity. Gene Ontology annotation, biological process: sulfur amino acid metabolic process. The record is from RefSeq and is a predicted model, not a curated record. The transcript has a single exon. NCBI's taxonomy places the organism in Eukaryota, Fungi, Ascomycota, Pichiomycetes, Serinales, Debaryomycetaceae. Gene Ontology annotation, cellular component: cytoplasm. The coding region runs from base 1 to 1584 and encodes 527 amino acids.